Dicentrarchus labrax (European seabass) is the source of this 6000-nucleotide messenger RNA. RefSeq names its product coiled-coil domain containing 82 (gene ccdc82). The record is from RefSeq and is a predicted model, not a curated record. Lineage: Eukaryota; Metazoa; Chordata; Actinopteri; Moronidae. The transcript has 2 exons. The coding region runs from base 1616 to 2368 and encodes 250 amino acids.
ACGACUAGUGACGUGACGUGAUCACGUGACCUCUCGCUAGCAUCCUCCUUGCAACAGUUUAGCAGCGCGUUGUGAUGAUAGAGAGAGAAAAUACAAGCACCUCCAGUCCCUGAAGCUACUGGUACUUCAGAUGAUUUAGUGCCGAGACGUGGGUCCUAUGGGCUUCAGUGUUCAGAGCGCUAAGCGCCUUCAGCGGUAAAAAGAUGUCAGCGAAGACAGGUUUUUUUUAGCGCAGCGCUCAGAGCGCUUCAAGUUGAAAUCUGUUCAACUUUUAACACCGCUGGGCGCUUGGAAAAUGAGUUUUUGAGCGCUCUCAGCGCUGUAAAUGCGUUUGGUGGACACAAGUCCAGCUCAGACAAUUCUAAUCACAUUUUAAAGGAUAUCGACUGAUUAUCGUUAUCGCCAAAAUCCCAACAAAUAUUGAGAUAUUAUUUUUUGCCCAUAUCGCCCACCCCUACUGGUCAUGCAGCAAGUGUUACAGUGAACCAGCAUGCACCAUAACAGGCCCCUGAAACUGAAGCAGCUAAAUGAAAAUUCAGCCAUCAUUUAUUCAGUAUUUUCACCUGUGCUGUUCCUACUGUCACAUGUCAAAAUGUGCUCUGUGAAAAGCCCUAUAAGUGCUUUGUAGACCUUUUUCACAGCAGGGAUUUUGACAUGAAAUAUUAGGGUAAAUACAGGUGUUACCUAUGAUACUAAAAGGUUCUGUUCCAUUCAGGUCAAACCGAGUCAGGGUGCUGCUAUUGUACAUGCUGAGUCGCUGUAAAGGUUCUGCUACACUAAAUGGAACAGAACAUUAAUUCGGUCAUUGGUAAUUACUGUUGGCGGUUUUGCCUACAGGUUAGUUAAUUAUUUUAUAUAGUGACAUUGUCUUUAACAGCGCUUCCCUUUUCAUGGAUUUCAUAUUGUAUAUGUAAUUUCAGCUGCGUUAACAUUUUAAUUACAAUUUACUUUAUUUUAGUCUCAUUUUAAUUUGAUCUAGUUUAAUAUUUUUCAGUGUCAUUAUUUUUAUUUUACAUUUUUACCACCACUAAAGAACCAGUGUGUAAACAUUAGCGGCAUCUAGCAGUGAGAUUGAAGAUUGCAACCAACUGAAUACUCCUCGGCUUCCAAGCAUGUAGGAGAAACUAAGGUGGCUGUGAAAAACACUGUAGAUAAAAACAGCUCACUCAUUCCAUUUCUGACAAUAGAUCCUCCUACAUGUUACACACUGGACCUUUAAUGUCAGCGCUGAGCAGCAGCUGCUCUCCGCCGCAGGGGGCGCUCUAGCACACUACGCUGUAAUUCCGUCCAGCGAAGAAGACGCGGGAGCAACAACAAUAACACAGCUAGCUACACUGAGGAGAACAGCUACAAAAUGUCCUUUUUGUAGCUUGUUUAUCCUGCUUUAACACAAACAGGCAGAACGUUUCCAUGAACAGAGUCCAAAAUACAUCUUGACGGAGGUGUAUUCAGGCGCCAUAUUGUGUUUUUAACACAGAAAUGACAUGCUGUCGCUGCUGUGACGCGCAGACGAUAGGAGCUAACUAGCCGCACCGUUAGCUUGUUUCCAGUCAGUCCGGUUCUCUUCUUUCGGGUUUCUGUUUAAUGUCACUGGGCUCCGGUACCGCGUGCAGACAUGGAGAGCUUGUACAAGCGGAAAAUGUUCGCGUCGAUGCGGAAAACCAAGGUGGACGCAUCGAAGAAGCGGCAGAUCGGCCUACCCGCCUCCAUCCUGGACGACAGUGACGAAGGCUCCUUCUCCUCCUCCUCCUCUUCCUCCGGAUCCCAAUCCGACUUCCAGAGCUCCCGAGAGGAGGACAGCGAGCAGGAGGGUCGGGAGCGGAGCGAUUCCGGGGCGACUUCGAGCGACGACAGCCGCUCAGUGACCCGCAGAAAGCGCUCAUUCCUAGGAGGCGACGACAGCUCCUCAUCCUCCAGCUCCGGGGAGGAGGAGGAGGAUAAAGAGAAGGACAGGAGCCAGCCGAAGAGGAUGGUGCAGCCCAAGAAGCGGAGCAGGCUGCAGCGGCAGGACGAAUCGGACUCAGACCAUGCGGAGGAGAAACGGAGAGAGGAGGCGGAGAAGGCGAAGAGGAGGCAGAGACACAACAAGCUGCUGGCACUGUCCCGGAGGAUGAAGGCCCGGGUCCCGAGCAGGAGGAGGAGCCGCCUGAAGCAGGGUGCGAGCGACGAGGAAGAGUCCAAAGAAGCUGAGGAUGAAGAUGGAGGCAGAGGAGAAAACGGCAGCAAGAAAGAGGCAUCGGAAGGCGACGAUGGAGGCAGAGCGAAGGAGAAAGACAAGGAGGAGGAGAGUGAGGAGGAGAGCGAGGAGGAGGAGGAGGAGGAGGAUGAGGAUGAGGAGGAGGAGGGGAAGGGGAAGGGGAAGAAGUAGAUCCACACCGUGAUAGGGGACAAAGAAGGAGUUUGAAUGUGAAGAACUUAAACCGUCUGAAAAUGUCUCCCUACUUUUAGCUUGUACAGUUUUUUUUUCCUCCUGCAGCAUUUAGAGUGGAAAACAAAAACACUCAAAUAUGGAGUUUUGUGGUCAUAUCUGUUGCUAUAGAAACAGACAUGCAACAAAAAGACAUCAUCUGGGCAGCCUUUUGAUCCGUUACAAAGUGUAUUUUGUGAAGGAAGCGGAGCCAGAAAUGGGACGCAGCCUCAGAGUGAUGCUGAGAUCCAAAAGGGUCUCAUGGAUAUGUCCCUUCUGGGGCAGUGUCAUGUGAUAACUCUUAACGAUGUACCCCUGCUGAUCUGCUGACACGUCAUGUCAUUUUUUUUAUCGCAGAUAAGAAUGAUCAUGUUCCACUGACAGGUAUUGUUUCAGUCUGGGGGCUUAUAAUGUCCCAGUGGAAGAUAGCCACUCCUUAAAGGGAGCUGUCACUGAUGGGAUCAUUGUGUGUUUGCUAAUGGCACAUUGACAUCAUAUGGGAUGGAUGGUAGAGAAAGACUUAAUGACUUGUAAGCGUUCAUGUGAUCAGACAACUGGUUGUGUGAUUACAGUGUUGGUCAAGUGAGGGUUAAAAAUGUGCUUUGACAGUAUAACACAUUCUCCUGUACUGUGGGUUGGAUCACCUAGAACGGUGUUCUUUGGCUGACUAAAGGUGUCCUUCUUUGUUUGAUACAUACAUUAUUUCAGAAAAGUCUCCCAGUCGUAAUGACGACUUUAAAGUUGAUGUGAAUGUGGUAUAAGCUGUUUGGGCUAGCUGUAGCUAGCUGUAUAUCCCUGUACGGCAAGCAUAGUGAGUGUGUGCUGUUGGACAUAGCUUGGACUCCAUCAGAGUCUUAACGUGUAUCGGUGCACAACAAAUGUGUAACAUGUCCCCGAUUAGGCCAUUAAUGCUAGCUCGCUACCAUCGCACUGCGUCCAAAGUCUUUAUUAUAUUGUAAUAUUAUUGUCCUUUUUCAAGACGAUUAAAAGAUAAAGCUGACAUAUAUAUAUAGUCAAAACUUAUGUUAGCUAGCUAAUGUCAGCAAAACACUAGCCAACUAGCUAGCUAAUUUACAUUAAUCAUUAGUAAGCUAGCAUUUUGCUAGCAGUAGCUAGCUAACAAGAUGUGAUUAUGUAUAUAUGCUAUAUGAAGCAUUCUGAAGAUAAAAGCGACAUAUACAGUACAGAUGUUUGCUCAACUGUUAUUUGGAGCACAGAGCAAAAGGGGCGGGACUUAGGAAGAGUCAGUUGUCUCAGUUGUCAGCUGUCUGCUGCUGUCAUGGUUGAAAGCUCCACAAAAAGCUGGUAAGUGGAGCUUGAGCUGAGAUCAUUUUGUCCCUCUACUCAGCCCUGCACAUGCUGUUUAUAAUGGCCAUAUACUGGUAGAUCAGCAUACUCAGAAUUGGCAGAUGACAGUGAAAUAAGAGUAGCGCACCAUCAGCCACUUUUUAAUGUCAGGGCUGCUGCAGCGUCAGUGUUGGUUUGAGCUGAGACUCUGCUCCAGAGGCUUUAGGUUCCUUGGAUCUUGUGUUUUAGCUUGAGAAAGAAGAGCAGCUCAGUGGGCGGGGCUUCAUCAGUGUGAGCUGACGUCCUGUGGGACGUGAAUGUCACCUGGCUGAAAUAUCUGUGCAAACAAUGAGACACUGAGAUGAAGAAACGCUCCGUUAUUGAAACAGACUGUCGAUAAAAGGAGAGAGGUCAACUACAAGUCCCAGAGAGCUUUGCUAUAAGAAACAUCCAAUCAGAAGGCUGUAGUUGUUGAUUUGUUCCUGACUGCAGUGACAAAGUGUUCUGAAUAUGACUUCCCAGGUGUGGAUGUACAGUGGCUGCUGAGGCUUCUGGGUACUGCAGUAUUUAUAGAUAUACCCAACUGACAGCACUCAGAUUCUUUCUGGUUGCACUUUCUUUGUCUUUCAUUCACUUUUUGGUUAAACAAGAGAUUAUAUUGGAUACUUUUCCUGCAAAUCAGACGUUUUAUUUAAUUUUUAUUGCGAUUAUUGUCUGACAGGCUCCUGGCUGAUGUCAGCAGAGAAUAUCAGCUACGAACUGAAACACGUUUUAUUGUACAGUAGCUUUUUAUUUGUUACUGUUUUGAAGUAAUGUUGGCAGUAAUGUCUGUAUUUUUUGGUAGUUCUGUCCAUCUCUUCUGUGAGUUAAAGUACAUUUGACUUAGCAGCCAUACUCUGAUUGGGAGGAUUUGCUGCUUUUCUCUGUCUUAUAUCAUUGUAAACAGAAUGUCUUUGUGGUUAGAGAGAAGAAGACAGUUGAAGACGAAACCUUGGGCUUGGGAAAAGGACAUUUUCACUAUGUUCUGACAUUUUAUAGAAAACAAUUAAUGAAAUGGGUGUGUUUAUUGUAAUUGAAAAAAAAACAUACAAAACAGCUGAAACAUAAUGUUAGAGUUUGGAGGUGCGUCUAACUGACCUCACACACCCCGAAAAUUUUCCAGUAAAAUGUUAUCACAGCUAACAGGACAAAGAACUAUCAAAAUAAUACUCAGACGUAGUGAUUUUAUGUUAAGUUCAUACAUGUCAUCUAAGAUUCUAUAGAGAUUCUAUAGAAUUCUUCUAAAUGCAGAAAAUGGAUCACAGUUCACUUCUUUCAUUCGCUGAAAGCAUUUCCUUUUUGUAAAUGGUAAUAUAUACAGUGUUUCCUGAACUGUAUAUAGAAUAAUUUGGGCUGCCCACCCAAAAACUCUCUUUAUACUUUUCUAUUUAUUUCUUCCUCUUUAAAGUCUGUUACAGUGUGUGCUAAUUCAUAUGCUAAUGUAAAAAUUGGACAAAUAAUGUCCUGCCUAAGCUCUUUUUAAAUAUUCCCUUCAUUUAUUCUUUCCUUCCCAUUUCCUCCCUUCCUCCAGGCUUUCUUUCUUCUUUUUUCUUAGUCUGUAAUGGUGCAUUUAAGUGCAUUCAUACAGAUAGGAAGAAAAGACAUCCCUAUAAGUUGUCGGCUGUCAGCUUGUGAGAAACCGAGUUGUAAAGAAUGUUUUUUUUAUGUCCAGUUUUCAAUUUGCAGCAGCUCAGAGUGUUUAAGAGCCUUGUGGCCUUUUCUGCUUUUUUCGCUCAACUACUGGACUCAGUAUGUAAUACAGAAUAGAGGCGACACACACACAAACACACCUGUCACAGUUACAUAUCAGUGCUGUGUAUUUACUUGUUUUCCAGUGUAUUUCUGGUCUUUUGCUGCUGUAUAAAGCUCCUCAGACCAACCUGCCCUGUUGAAAACACCUCUUUUAUUAAUAAAGUCUCUUUUUUUGACCAACAAAUCUUGUGUUGGAAAUCAUCACAUUUUAACUUUGGUAGCGUAUAACUACAUUUUCUAUGAAUCAGCCUGGCUUAGCUGUAAAAUAUUGGGAAUUAAUAUCAUUUAUAUGUGAAAACUGCAUGAUAAACCAGAGUGCUGAAGCCUCAGGAUAGUAAUAUCAAAACACAUAGUUUCUGAGUUUGGCUACUAGACAAAGAACUACAGCUCCCAUGAUGCUUUGACAGAACCUUCAUACAGCUAGCUGCAGCCAAAAGUAUUGGCACCUUUGCACUUUUCUAAAAUGGUGCGACAUUUUUUUGAAAUUGUUGAAAUUAAAACUAUUUUGGUAUUUA